Prunus armeniaca (apricot) is the source of this 642-nucleotide messenger RNA. NCBI's taxonomy places the organism in Eukaryota, Viridiplantae, Streptophyta, Magnoliopsida, Rosales, Rosaceae. The record is from the annotation of a GenBank genome assembly.
AUGGUGUGCAUACGCAAGGCCACCAUAGACGACCUCCUGGCCAUGCAAGCCUGCAACCUCUUCUGCCUCCCAGAGAACUACCAGAUGAAAUACUACCUCUACCACAUCCUCUCAUGGCCUCAGCUCCUCUACGUCGCCGAAGACUACAACGGUCGCAUCGUCGGCUACGUCCUAGCCAAGAUGGAAGAGGAGAGCAACGAGUGCCAUGGCCACAUCACCUCGCUCGCCGUGCUCCGAACCCACCGCAAACUCGGCCUCGCCACUAAGCUCAUGAGCGCGGCCCAGAACGCCAUGGAACAGGUGUUUGCAGCUGAGUACGUCUCGCUUCAUGUGAGGAAGAGCAAUCGUGCGGCUUUCAACUUGUAUACGGAGACUUUGGGGUAUAAGAUUCAUGACGUUGAAGCUAAGUACUAUGCCGAUGGGGAAGAUGCGUAUGAUAUGAGGAAGGAGCUGAAGGGGAAGAAGGUACAUGGACAUAGUCAUGGACAUGGUCAUGGGCAUGGGCAUGCGCAUCAUCAUCACCAUCAUCACCAUCAUGAACAUGGAGGUGGGUGUUGUUCGGGGGAGGCAGUGAAACCGGAAAAGACAGAGGCGAAAAAGGUGGAGAGAGGGAAUGCGAAGGCGGAGGCAAGAGCGGGAUGA